UGUUCAUAAGUGGAGUACACGUUAAUUCUCUUAGUUUCAUCUUCGUUAUUCUCUCUCUCUGAAUUCGAUUUUGCAUUUGCAGUUUGGUGUGAGUUGGAUCAUGGUGUUCGAAAUCCAAAAUUUGAAAGACUUGAGAAGAAAAAUGGCUACAGAAUCACUGUAACUUUUUCUUCCUUAACAACAAAAACUCUUGCGUGGACCCCUCUAUCUAGCUAUCCUCAACUGUCAUGUACUAUGACCAUUCUUCGUGUCGCCCAACAACAGUGUAAAGCGUAAGACUCUCAACUUUCACUUUUCUCCCACAAUCCUAACCUUCACCACCAAUUCUCUCUCCGUUGUUUCUUUUCUUCCUUUCUUUCUUCCACUUUUUCCAUGUAUUCAAUGCCCCCCACAUCAGAAUUAUGCCUCGGCAGAUCCUGGGUCGGUGCAAGAUUAUCAUUUUCUUCUCUUUGACAGCAAAAAGGAGAUGCCCAUUAGCAAAAGUUUGAUUUUUUUGGUGGGAAAAUUUGCUGCCAAAUGGUGUUAUUCCUCCCAGAGAGUGUGGUGUCUGAUGAACAAUUUUCAGUCUGGUUCUUUUGAGGGAAUGAGUUGUUGGUGGGAUUGAGAUUGACUUGAGUUGAGUUUUGACACUUCUUUUGGUGGAAGUUUCUAGGGAGAAUUGUGUGGAGGUGUUUUAUGUUAGAGGUGGGUAAGGUAUGCUCCACAGACUGUUAUUUGAGUAGAUAAACUGUUGGAGGAGAUAAAUGGGCCAUUUAUUGCAGGCAUGGAUUCAGUUGUGCAGAAGUAAUGAGUCUUGUGCGGAAUUUGUGAUUUUUGGUGUUUAAGGAUAUGCUAUAUUUUUUUUUUGGUGUGUGCCUGAAGGUUUUGGUGUGGUAUGAUUAAUUAUCAAACUUCUUCAUCACGUUUGAUCCUUGACUAUGUUUUUUAUUGGAGGAAAGCAGAAUCAAUGUGCUGUGAUUCUUUGACUCGUUGUCAAUUGUAAAAGCUGAAGCCUUAAUUCAGAUUGUUAAAGGUCUGUGAGACAGAGCAUUGAUACCUUCUCCUCCAAAGGAAGCUAAAACUUCGUGAACUUCACUCAAAUGAGAAACUUGGAGAACUGAAAUAGGGAUUCCCAAAUGCUUCCUCAGUGGACUCAUCUGGCUGUAUCUUUGUCUUUUGCUCCUUCACCAUAUUGAGUCAACAAGGCUCAGAAUAUGAGGUUGGACAAUCUUACCUAUGAAAUUUUUUGAAUGACUGUGGCUACUUGAGGCCAAGACUAUCUUAACACCCUUCAAGGGAAAGGAAAAGAGGAAUCAAGGAACACCAUUCUGCCCAAUCAUCAUGGCAAAGAAGUCCCAAAGACGCCAUGUGCGGUUUGAGAAAGAUAAAUCAGGCUGCAUGUGGAGUUUUAUUAGUAUGUUUGAUUUUCGACAUGGUCAUUCUACUAGGAAGAUGAUUGCAGACAAGAGGCGAAGCAGCAAACAUGCUGUUGGGGCCAUAAAUUCUAAGACUAAGUUCGAGAAUAGCAAUUUGGAUGAAGUUUAUCAAACCAGUUCGGACAGUGGAGAGAGUAGAAGACCAACAAUUGUGACUGCUGCUAAUAAGCCUAGCGUGAAGAAACUCAUUGAAGAAGAGAUGUUCAUUGACCGGAAUAAAAUGAAGGAUACAGAUAGUGCUCAAAUAGAAUCAAAGGAAUCCAAAUUAAGGCGUGAUGUCCUCUUGAAGUUAGAUUCCAAAAGGAAAAAGAAAUUUUACAAGAAAAACUGUGAUAAGGACAUCAAUGAUUUAAAUUUAGAUACAACCUUGAAAUCUGAAAUCACACAUGAUAAGCACUCAAGGAAACAAUCUAAAGAUAAUCUUGAUCUGGAUAAGAUGAUUGCAGAGUUUUGUCAUCUAAAAGAUGUUUGUUCAAUGAUGCAUGGCAAUGAUAUAGAAGUAGAAGUUGAAGCACAAUCAAACCAGAAGCAAGCUAUUUCUGAAAAGGCAAAAGAAGCAAUUUGUGAAUUUGUGAAUCAGAUGGUAUUAAAUGGCAAAGAUCCGGCUGAAGCCAGAAAAUUCCUUUGUUCCCAUCAACUUGUGGAAGCUAUUGAGCUUCUAAGUUCAGAUAAGGAAUUGUUUCUUUCACUUCUACAAAAUCCGAAUUCGCUGUUGUUGAAAUGUGUUCAAGAGUUUAGGAAUUCUCAGGGAACAAAUGAAAAAGAAUAUGGUCCAGUACUUGGUUCCAACUUCUCCGAACAAGAUCAUGGCAACCUGAAACAAAAUGGGGAUCUAGUCAACCACAAGAAGCAUAACUUUUUCAGAAAAAAGACGAAGUCUCAUUCAAAAAGUUCAGCAAAUGAGAACGGGAACAGUAAUUUAUCAAGUAUUGUUAUUUUGAAGCCUGGGCAGAUGGGCUGGCAAAAUUCUGAAACUGGAAAAAACCUUGCCUCUUAUCAAGAUUCUUAUGAUGUUGUCAAAUACAAUGGUCCUUCUGUGAGAGGUAGUUCACAUUUUUCUCUCACAGAGAUAAAAAAGAAAUUAAAGCAUGCUAUGGGAAGGGAGAGACAUGGAAACCCUGAAGGGAUCUCAAAAAGACACCCUGCUGCCGAAUGUCAAAAUAGGAGGCCUAGCAGCAAAGUCAUUGGUAAAGACAAUGUUGGAAUGAGAUCUCCUAACAAAGAUCACUUUUUCAUUGAAAAAAUUGGAAGACCUGCCACUGGUGUUAUGAAAGGAGACAAGCCUAGUACAACUAAAGAUUUUGAAUUGACAAUGGAACAUGAAAAUGGUAGUCAUCCAAAACAAAGGGUUUCUAACUUAUAUAUUGAGGCUAAGAAACAUUUGUGUGAAAUUGUUGGUAAUGGAGAUGAGAAAAUAGACUUGUCAAGUAGGCAGAUUUCUAGAACCCUUGGGAAAAUACUAUCUCUUCCUGAGUACAGCUUUUCUCCCUUUGGCAGUCCUAGAAGGGAUUGGGAGCAUCAUUCAGUAACUGCACAGAAAAUAUUUUCCACUUCAGAUAAGAUUUGGGUGGGUAAUAAGGAUAAUGUGUCUCCCAAACAAGAAUCCUGUGUUGGUCAUUUGGAUCAGGAAAUAGACAAUUCAGAGGAGCAGUCAAUAAUUUGUGACGAAAUCUCUAAUAACAAAGUUCAAGAAAUUAAGACAGACUCAAAUGUUGCAAAUGACCGCGGCCAUGUUGAUGAAACACAAAAACUUUGUCCUGAUAGAGAUCAGAUAGUUACUGGAGGUGAUGUAGAAUCUGCACAAGAGGUGAAUGUUUUGGAAUCUUCCUCACAACCAGUUGACCUCAGUGUAGGAAAGGAAUACCAAAACUAUGGUCUCUCAGAAAUUUCUGAUUGUGCAAAAUGCUCUCAAUGUUCAAAGCAGGGUGUAGAAAAAGAACACAAACCAACAUCUCCUCUAUUAUCUCCACCCCACUAUUCCACCACCAAAGAAAGUGUUACAGAUGCAUCUGGGCGGCCAAGUCCCAUAUCUGUUCUUGACACACCGUUCUUUGAAGAUGAAGUUCAGCCUGUUGAAGUAUCAGUCCGACCACUGCAAUUUGGAGAACAAUACUCUUCACCUUUGGAUGAAAUCAAUAGAGAAAACUAUUGUCUUAAAGAAAAUGAAUGGAUAUAUGAUUACAUCAAAGCAAUUCUGCAAACCUCUGGAUUGACUAUAGAUCAAUUGUCAAUGGAAUGCCUUUCCUCAGACAAGAUCCUAGAUCCUUCCUUGUUUGGUGAGGUAGAGUUACCAAACCAGAUUUGCCAUGAUCAGAAGCUCAUUUAUGACUGUGUCAAUAAUGUUCUCAUGGAGGUUUGUCAGAAUUACUUCAGGUUCUCACCUUGUGUGUCAUUCAUAAAACCUGGCAUAAGGCCUUCUCCAAACAUGAUGAAGGUUAUUCUCAAAGUAUGGGAAGGAGUGUGUUGGCAUUUCCUUCCCUUGCCCCCACCCCGUACCUUAGACAAAAUUAUUAAAAAGGACAUGGAUAAAAAUGGAACAUGGAUGGACCUUAGACUUGAAGCUGAAACCAUUGAUUUUGAAAUGGAAGAAGCCAUUCUUGCAGAACUGAUGGAAGAUACAAUACUAAGCUGUGUAAGCAAAAGCUCAGAAGGUGAUUGUUCUCAGCUUGAAUUUGAAUAUAAGGACAAAGAAAACACCAAAAAUGUGUAAUAGACAGCUUACUACUUUUUGUUCAUUAUCACCUCUUAAAUUCCUUUAUGAAAAGUGGAAGGGAAGUAAAGAAUACUUGAGUUUGUAGGAAUUUUCUAAGCAUAUUUGGCAGCUUAACAUUUCUGACUUCUCCUGUGUUUACAUGGUAAGGAACAUAAAUUAGGGACCACAAGUCACAAUAAGUAGAGAAGAAGCCACUUACAAGGACUUCUUGCUGAAGUACAGACAAUGCUUGUCUUGUUUACAAUGACAAAAGUUAACACUUUUAUUUUGUGUGUGCUUCACUUCACUCACUAAUGGCAAAUGGUAUUUAGUUGUAGAGUUUGAUAUGUUGAUCAUACUAGCAAGGUGUGUUUGGUAUCAUUAUCAUCCUUACUUUGUAUAUUAUUUUUUUUCUUCCGAAAUCUAUAUAUUGUAUGUACAAGUUUGGAAAUAAUGAAGUGUGACUCAACUUAUUGAAGUUUCCAAGGGAA
Vigna umbellata (rice bean) is the source of this 4598-nucleotide messenger RNA. RefSeq lists its product as uncharacterized. Lineage: Eukaryota; Viridiplantae; Streptophyta; Magnoliopsida; Fabales; Fabaceae. The record is from RefSeq and is a predicted model, not a curated record.